GUGGUGUCUGUCAUCAUAUUACAACAACAUACCAGUAAAUUUGCAGUCAACCAUGGAGAAUCCUCAUGCCGAACGACAGGCUGUUUUGCUAGAGCGUAUUCUCAAGAACGCUUCAGCGUGCACGGAGAUGAUCCUCGAGCUGAACCACUGUGUGGAGGAAAUACUUCGUGCCAAUGCUUCUGUGAAGAUUGCAGCAGAUUUGGCGACGAAAUACCGCAAAAAUGUGCAGUAUAACCUAGCAGCGACGACUUUGCACGAGGCUUCAUAACCUAUUGAACUAUCCAUGGUCAUUGUCCGACGACUCGGAGGUCCGUCUAGACUCAUCGUUUGGUUAGAAAGCAUUUUCGAUGUUGAUCACGAGUAGUGCGGUAUCGUGUUUGGUGUCCGACGUCCGCGUUGGCUUCUUGCGCUCAUUGCAAUAUGUUCUCAACGAUCUUACACCAAUCCCUCAACUACGCGAUUAUACGGAGUCGCUAAUAAGACUUGCUAUAGAGACUGCAGCAGGGCCGCUACGUCCUUGAGGAGACAGACUUACGUUACUGUAACUUCCUUAUCUGGACAAUGGACUUAUUGUUGCAUGCCACUCUUAU
This is a messenger RNA of Suillus clintonianus, 590 nucleotides long. RefSeq names its product DASH complex subunit Dad4. Lineage: Eukaryota; Fungi; Basidiomycota; Agaricomycetes; Boletales; Suillaceae. The coding region runs from base 53 to 268 and encodes 71 amino acids. Gene Ontology annotation, cellular component: DASH complex; mitotic spindle. The record is from RefSeq and is a predicted model, not a curated record. The transcript is spliced from 3 exons. Gene Ontology annotation, biological process: attachment of spindle microtubules to kinetochore.